This is a messenger RNA of Trichoderma reesei QM6a, 3496 nucleotides long. RefSeq lists its product as uncharacterized. Bases 1 to 3363 code for a protein of 1120 amino acids. Gene Ontology annotation, biological process: tRNA methylation. Lineage: Eukaryota; Fungi; Ascomycota; Sordariomycetes; Hypocreales; Hypocreaceae. Gene Ontology annotation, cellular component: cytoplasm. The transcript is spliced from 2 exons. Gene Ontology annotation, molecular function: protein binding. The record is from RefSeq and is a predicted model, not a curated record.
AUGGUUCAUACAACAAACCAACUCAGUCUCACAAGGGACCUCUCCCACGUCCCCAUCACAGCCCUCGCCCUAUCCCGCUCACCCUCCGGCCAGCUCCUCGUCUUCGCCGGCGAAGACUCCGACCUCGUUGUCUACGAAGCCAAGACGGGGCUGCUAAAGGGACGUCUGCUUUCUCGGACGAGCGUCUUCGUGGACCAGCCCAUUCACGGGAUCCAUGUGCGGCACGGACGGGUCCUGGUCUGGGGUCACUGCCAUGUGGCUAUCCUGUCUGUCGAGCGUCUUACCAAGCAGCAGGGGCAUGAUGGCGUCGUGGACGGCGAUGGGAACGACAGUGUGAUUGCCAAGGCUACGGCUCCCGAUUGGAUCUUUCACGGCGCUUUUUCAGAAACUGAUGAUUCCGUGGGAGCCCUCGCCACGGCUCACAACGAAGUCAUACCCCUGAGAUUCUCAUCCGACACGGCAGAAAUCCACCUCGGCGCCGCCAUUGCGCCUUCAAGACCCAUGCUCUACUCUGCACAUCUCACAUGGAUAGCAGACGACACCGUCCUAGUCGCCGGCGGAACAGUCUUUGGCCACGUCGUUGUGUGGAAAUGCCGUCUCGCAGAGCAGCAGCAGCAGCAGCAGCAAACAUCCACAGAAACGCUCUUCAACUUUGAGGGCCACGAGGGAUCAAUCUUUGGCGUGGACAUGUCCACUGUCACGCUCUCCGACGGGAGCUCAGCCCGCAUACUUGCCAGCUGCAGCGACGACAGGACGAUUCGCAUAUGGGACAUUACUGAGCGAGGCGGGGACAAACCGUCUCGUUCGGAUGCCCCUAAGGCACCGCAAGUCAUCGACACAGGCUUCGGUGGCAGUGACUUCAAUGAUGCCCACGACGAUACCCAGAGCCGCAGCCGACAAAAUGCCCCUAUAGCUGCUGCCAUGGGCCACGCCUCACGGAUAUGGGGCGUAAAGUUUGGCCCGUCAUACGGAGAGGAUGCCCUGUCGGUGUACUCCUUUGGCGAAGAUGCGACGAUGCAGAGAUGGCAUCUGAGGUUGAGCCACGCAACAGCGGCUCAGGAGGCUGAUUGCAGCAGCUCGAGACUUCUGACAGGGAAGCUGUCUCACAGCAAGACAUUCUCUCUGCAUAGCGGCAAGCAUCUCUGGUCGAGAGCCGUGCUGCUCGAAGACAAGGCCGCGUUUGUCGCUACCGGUGGCGCCGAUAGUCAGAUCUGCCUCAUUGACGAGUCCAGUCUAGUACUCAGUCAGACUUCAGAUAGUCUUGGUCAAUUACUGACAUUGGAUACCGUCGACAUUCUCAAAGGUCUAGACCAUCCGGGGUCCUCAAACACGGCUGCAAAAGAGAUCAUCAGCCGCUACGACUUCCUCUCGUAUGAUCACAUUCUCGUCUCAACCAGCCAAGGCAGGCUACUCCUUGGCCAUCUGAAAGAGCCUCACGUUGAUCCAGAAUGGGAGCAGAUUGAGGUCCCCCACGACCUGCGAGACGAUGUCAAGCUUUGCUAUGUCGUCAAGGCAAUUGCCCCCACAGCAGCUCUGCUGGGCACAACGAGUGGGAACAUCUACCACUUUCAUCUCCCCACCCAGAGUAUAACACACAUCGCCUCUGUGCCGGGCAAGAUCAUCGAAGUGAACCGUCUAUCAAGUAGGGAUGGAGUGGUCGAGGUAUUGAUCUACCUCCAUGGAAGGGCAGAGUCUCACUACUUUGCAAUCAAUGUCUCAACGGGACAUGUCCACACCCAGGGGCAGACCAAAGGGCUCGACCCCAGGUUUGUCCCUACAGCAGCUGGAAAAUUGAAUGACCUGCUCGUCAUCGGGUCUCGGCAUGGCUUCCUAUCCGUCCUAGAUCGACAAGAGGAUGGAAUGUACCACUCGAUCCUAGACAUCGCGACACGAAGCCGUGAUACCAUCACGGCCAUUCUCCCACUCCCUCCCAAACCAGGCUCGACACAUGCCUCACGUUAUAUCCUCGUCACAAGUCGAGACGGAAAGUACAGGAUAUACGAGCUGGAUCGGCAAUCAGAUUUCAUGUUCCUUCACUUGCGGCACGAAACCUCGCCGCCCUUUGGACCUAUGAUCGCCGGCGCAUGGUUUACCCAGGACACUGUGCCUGAACUCGUUCUAUAUGGCUUCAGGAGUAAAGACUUUGUCAUUUGGAACGAGACACGCCGAGAAGAACUGGCAACCAUUGAGUGCGGCGGUGCCCACCGAACGUUCCAGCUGACAUUUAGCGAAACAAUACCUGGACGGUAUCGUUUCGCCUUCACCAAGACCUCCAAGCUCUCCAUCUCCUCAUCAGAUCGUUUGGCGCAUGAGUGGGUCAAGGCUGGGAUCCACGGCAGGGAGAUUCGAAGCUUGAGUUCCAAUGGUCGUUAUAUCGCGACUGGUGCCGAGGAUACCACCAUUCGCAUCUGGGAGUAUCUGCAAAUUGCAGACGGCGCCCAAGCGGAGCUGCGGUGCGUCGCAGCUAUGAAAGCGCACAUCACGGGGCUCCAAAAGGUUGUUUGGCUGGGCGACGACUAUCUUUUUAGCAGCGCUGGCAACGAGGAAUUCUUCGUAUGGAAAGUGCAGAGCCUGGAGUCGGAUUACACGGGGUUGGCAGUCAUGUGUGAGGGCGUCUUCACAGACAAAAGCGAGGAUGCAGAUCUCCGCAUCAUGGAUUUUGACGUCUGCCAGUCUGAUGAUGGAAGCAGCAUGAUAGUGUCCAUGGGCUUCUCAAACUCGGUGCUCAAGACAUAUCGCUAUACAAGCGACGGCGGCCGAUUUGAACUCCUUGCCAAGGGUAGAUACACAGGUGCAUGCAUCACCCAAACGCGCCAUCUCAGCAUGCGCGAUCAACUCCCACAACUGCUCACAGCAUCCACGGAUGGCCACCUUGCCUUAUGGCGGACCGAGCCACAGGAAGGGGCCAUGCGCGAGUACGUCCUGGAGCAGGCGGUGCCGUUGCACCAGAACAGCAUCAAGAGCCUAGAUUUGAUCGAUUCAGGAGAAGGUUAUCAGGUCUUCACUGGUGGCGACGACAACAGCGUAGCUGUAACAUGGCUCGGUGGGACCUCGGGCAGCACAGGCAGUGCAAGCUGGGCGUUUUCGAGGCGAAACAUUGUGCGCAGAGCCCACGCCGCAGCCAUCGCAGGCGUCCUACUGAUCCGUCGGCGAACGGGAGUCGUCGGAAUAAGCGUAAGCAACGAUCAGCGAGUGAAGCUUUGGAGCAUCCCCAGCGGCGAGGAUGGAAACGUCGAGCUGAUCAGGGGGGAUUGCAUCGGUGUGGCGGACGCGGGAGACAUCGCAGCAGUCGGCGACUUCGACGGUGGCAUGGCGACUAUAGUAAUCGCAGGCGUAGGGCUUGAGGCCUGGAGCCUGAAGUAAUAAGCUGUUCCUGGUUAUAAGAAAGCAAAUGUCAGGAUAUCAUCAUGGCUUGCAAGAAAUGCCUUUAUCGCGUAAUAGGUAACACGGGCACUCCGUGCGAAGUACAUACAUAUCACAACACGGCUUCUCGAUG